Messenger RNA from Sardina pilchardus (European sardine), 654 nucleotides. It is a transcript of the gene tmem179bb, whose product is annotated as transmembrane protein 179Bb. Lineage: Eukaryota; Metazoa; Chordata; Actinopteri; Clupeiformes; Clupeidae. The record is from RefSeq and is a predicted model, not a curated record. The transcript has 5 exons. The coding region runs from base 1 to 654 and encodes 217 amino acids.
AUGGCGCUGCCGUGGCUGCUCGUGCUGGAGCUGGUACUGUACGUCGGGUGCUUCAUUUGCGGGGUCAUCGCCGCGGCCUCGCUGACCGUCACUCAGGGCCAGUUUGCGGGCAGGUGCAUCCUCUACGGCAGCGUCCACCUCAACGCCUCGGGCCAGACGCUGACGGUGGAGAGCUCCAGCUCGCCGUCGCUCUGCUACUUUGUGUCGGCCAUCUCCGUGUGUGUGGCCAUCUACUGCUUCUCCCUCUUCCUCUACUGGAUGUAUGCCAGCUGUGCGGACGACGACGCAAAGAGGGAGAGGUCUGGGAUAAACGUGACCCUGCUGGUGUGUGGGGUGGUGGUCUUCUUCCUGCUCGUGUCGGGGUGUGUGUUGCGUAUCGGCCGAGAGCACCUGUGUCUCUCCAUCCUACAGACACUGCCGUCCCUCUCCAGCUGUGAGGAGGCCGAGAAUAAGACCUGGGCCACUCCCUACCAAGGCGACCAGUUUUCCUCAGGACUCCACAGGGCAGAGAAAUCGGUGUGGGUGAACUUCUUCUUCUGGAUAUUGAUCGUUGCCGUGGUAGCAGUGCAGAGGCGGCAUGGGGCCGGGUUCAGAGGGGCUGACUGGAACCCAGCCGAAACCGAGCCCUUCUUCCACCGCCCAUCACGAACAUAG